AUGAAGCCGGCGGCCAAGAGGAGGAGGACCGCCAAGAUCCGGUUCGGGGGAGUCAGAAAGCGGCGGUGGGGAAAGUGGGUGUUGGAGAUCCGGUUGCGCCACAGCCGGAAGAGAAUUUGGCUGGGUUCUUAUGAUUGCCCGGAGAAGGCAGGCCGGGCCUUCGACGCCGUCGCCCGCUUCAAUUUCCCCGACCAUCCUCCUGACAGCCCCGCCGCCGUUGCCGCCCUCUCGCCCCAAUCCGUCCAGCCAGCUGCUGCCCACCAUGCCAACCGUCCGUCACAGCCGCCGCCUCAGCACUCGACCGCCGACUACUUGGCAUCGGCGGUGCCGGAGUCAUCAUCGGACGGGUGUCUGGCGGUCCAUUAUGACCGGUCCUUCGCAGAUUUGGUUAUGGCCGCCACUGCAGAUGCUGAGUUCGCAGCCUUUGAAAAUGGCUUCGUGUACGAGCUUUUUCCGGCGGCUGCGCCGCCACUGCCGGAUCCUGAGGAGGAGAAUUGGGGUGGUGCUUUUGAUCCUUGUCUGAUUCUUUGGAACUUUUGA
This is a messenger RNA of Elaeis guineensis (African oil palm), 540 nucleotides long. The record is from RefSeq and is a predicted model, not a curated record. NCBI's taxonomy places the organism in Eukaryota, Viridiplantae, Streptophyta, Magnoliopsida, Arecales, Arecaceae.